AUGAAAGCUGCUACAACUAACGAAAACGAAAAAGAACGACUUAUUGAUUAUAAUUGUAUAUAUCGAUAUGGAAAAUAUGAAGUUACACUUGAAUAUAGUAUAUUAACGGCAAAGUGGACAAUAGUGAAUGAUAAAUAUCAUUCCGAAGAAGAAGAAAAACAAUCAAAUACAUACAUCAAUCGUAUGAAUGAAACUCCGUGGAUCGAUAUGGAUUAUACACUUGAUGAACGAAUUCGACAUAUUUUAAGAUUAUUUGAUGAUUAUUUCUCUAAUGCGGUUGAUAAUGGUUUGCAUUCAUUAAUAACAGAAUCAGUUGCACUACAUCAUAGUCAUCAAAACAGUGAAUAUAAUACACAAAGUAGUGUACGAUAUGCUUCAAUUGUUCCACCGCCAUCAACAGCACUUGUUCGUCGACGACGUGUCAUCGAAUCGAUUUAUGAAAAAAAAUUUGAAAAAAUUAUUGAUCUAUUAAAUAGGACAGAACCACCAACAAUGUAUGAAUUAGGUUUAGGAUUUUUACAUAUAUAUGAUGGAAAAUUUAAUUAUCGAGAAGGACAUACUGAGAGCAUUAAUUUCAGAAAUACAUGUUAUACAUUAUAUGAAAUAAAUUCUUCAUUUUCUCAUAAAAUUCAUAAUUCAUUUAUGUUACUUUGGUUAAUUACAUCAGUACAUCGAUUAUAA
This is a messenger RNA of Rotaria sp. Silwood2, 681 nucleotides long. The record is from the annotation of a GenBank genome assembly. Lineage: Eukaryota; Metazoa; Rotifera; Eurotatoria; Philodinida; Philodinidae.